GUGCCUCCUUGCUUGUAUCCCUCUUCAAUUUUGGUGAAAAUCACGUCCUCCUGGCAAACACUCGUAUCGAGUUGCAUUCCAAAGAUCCUCCAAGACUUACCUUCCGAGAGGUCGCAAGCUUUCCGGUACAUACCAGAGGAUCGACACUCCACGUUGUGAUGAGAUGAUCGCUGUUUCACCUCCUCAACUUCCUCUCGUGUCGCGACGCUCGACAUGAGCAUUGUUAAAGGUUCGGGCAGUCGCAUCUUUAGCGGACUAAAGGCUCCAAAGUCGGAAAGAACAGACGGCGGACCUGGGUCUGUGCUUGAAUAGUCUUCGGCAACACAAUCAACUGGACGCCAGUCAAAGCGCCUCAGACUGCGAACCUUUUAUCUCGUACAGGCAGCAAGAGUACUCUUUCAACACACGAACCCCGCAUGAGCAGGCGAGAGAUAUCUUGACGAAACCAGCUGUAUCACCAACAUCACGGUCAGCAUGUCUCUACCCGUACUCUCAGCGCGGCCUCUAGCCGACCCGCCGACGGGUGCGUUGCCUCCCAUACCUAUGACCACAAGCAAGACCCCGCGCAAGAGUCUUGGAUCAACGCCGUCGCGGCUCAAAGCGCCCUCAAGACCAUCACUCCUACCUACAUCGCAACCUGUCGCCUCUAGUCCGGACCUUUCAUCCACCAGAGGAGGCGACAAGUCCUCCGGCAUACCCUCCGCCAAGUCAGUGCGUAAAGCUGUUAGCAUCGGCUCGUUUCCUCAACCACCAAAUGCGAGUUCGCGGCCGCCUACUUCGGCGUCGAUGGCAUCUACCAAUUCAACGAGAAAGCGAGCCUCAAAAUCACCAAGAGCAAGCACAGCUGGGGGCUUCCGCUCGUCACAGACUCCAAGUCUGCUGAAUUCUGCUGGUGAUGGAAUGACAGUGUCUGCAAGAGCUGGAAAGAGAACAUCCGACGCUCAAUCCAGCGUGCACUCUCCUCCACAAAGCAGGAGCUCUUCGGCCAACGGCUCCUAUUCCACCACCGCAACCACCAUCGAGGACUGUGAUGAGGACGGUCGAGGUCGUUCAAAAGAUUUCGAUGAAGCAUUGGCUGAUUCAAAGCGGAACUCUAAAGGAAAGGAAUCGAAAGGGAAUGUCCUCGUCAGCGUCCGUGUCCGACCAGAUCCGGGCACCACAAACAAUACCCAGUCUGAGGGAGAAUGGAUGGUGGAUGGUCGAAGAAGCCUCGUCGCUUAUCGGGGCAAGGAAGGCGGAGAUUACCACUAUGACAACGUCUUCACUACACAUGACGACAAUGCAAAAGUCUACGAUGCAGGCGCCAAACGACUGGUGCGUCGAGUCAUGGAAGGCUACCACGGGACCGUCUUCGCGUAUGGCAUGACAGGGACGGGCAAAACGUUCUCGAUGCAAGGCACAAUGACAAGCCCUGGUGUUAUACCUCUCGCGAUCACUGAUAUUUUCUCCUAUAUCAGAGAGACUCCACAUCGAGAAUUCCUCCUACGAGUCAGCUAUCUUGAAAUCUACAAUGAGAAGAUUCAUGAUCUACUGGCUGCGCCUGUAGGAGGUGGACCUGGCGCGCAGCAAGAGGAAAUCAAAUUGCGCGAAGACAGCAAACGGGGCGUUUACGCCACACCCUUGAAGGAGGAGAUUGUGCAAAGCCCGACGCAACUGCUUCGUGUAAUCCACAGAGGAGACACCGCACGGCGGACAGGAAGCACUCAGUACAAUUCCCGAAGCUCGCGUAGUCACGCGGUGGUACAGAUCGUCGUGGAGAGUCGAGAACGAGUUCCUGGCUCCGGAGCGAUGCAUGAGCAUGGCAAGCGAGUAGCGAUGCUUCCUGGUGGUGUACGAGUGUCAACCCUUAGCUUGAUUGACCUGGCUGGCUCGGAAAGGGCAGCUGAAGAUAAGGAACGGCGUGCUGAAGGAGCGCACAUCAACAAGUCCUUGCUUACCCUUGGCACAGUUAUUGCUAAGCUGUCAGGGAACAAGGACAAGAAUGGGAAUCCCACCGACAAAGAUGGAAAACACCUGCCAUACAGAGACAGCAAACUGACCCGCCUCCUGCAGCCGGCACUGUCUGGAAAUUCUUUGGUGUCUAUCCUGUGCACGAUCCAGAUUGGAGCGGGUCUCACCGUAGCCGGGAACAACCAUACAGGAGAAACUCUCAAUACCCUCAAAUUUGCCGCUCGAGCAAAGAACAACAUUGUCAGUCAUGCCAAGAAGGCCGCAGAAGAAGUGGGCAGUGGUGUCAACUCGGGUCUCCUUGAGCGGUACCGAACCGAAAUUCAGAGCCUUCGAGCUCAACUCGAAGGGCAGCAGAAAUCAGCGGCUGAGAAGGAAGAAAGACAACUGGAAAAGGAAGCUGAGCAACGGCAUGAAGAACAAAUGCUAGAGAUGCAGCUUGCGAGGACCGCUCUGAAAGAGCGUAUUGAACAUCUUAACCGCUUGAUCUUGUGCUCGAAAUCUACAGGCGUCAAUAGCGGCACUGUAUCAGCAUUAGGGAUGCACUCUCGGCUCUCUGGAGGUACCGAAUUUGCUGGUUCCCGCUCUGUGCGAUCAUCAGCUAGUCAGUCUACUCUGGGUGUCGGCCCGAGCCUGAAGCGUCACCCUUCUGCAGCAUCGUUGAGCAACGUGCAAUCAGCGUCUGCCCACUUGUCAUUCCCAGGCAUACCGGAUGAAGAUGAAGAUGCUGGAGGGGACUACGGCGACGGCAGGGCAACGCUCCAGGCACAAGUUCGGGCCUUGCAAGCAGAUCUUCAAGACAAGACUCGGUAUAUUUCAACCUUGGAAAGGAGGCUGCUGCAAGCCCGGCGGUCGAGCCAUUCCCGAGUAUCCAUGGCUUUUAACAAAAGCCCUGGCGACGACGGUGACGUGCUAAGAAAGCUGGAGGAGAAGGAUGCCAUGAUCGCCGACCUGCAGAAGACAGUCUCAGCGCUUCGCUCGGCCGUGCGCAAGCGUGAGAUAGCAGAGUUGACGCCAGAAAUGUCGUCGAGUGAAUUCAAGCAGCAUCGAAAUGAAGAGGGCCAUCAAAGCACAAACAGCAAUACGAGCUCGCAAUUGGGCAGCAUUUCGAUUCCAAGUCAGCAAGGCUCAAAUGGCCCGCGCUCACCUUUGACGACCAGUCCAAUGACACUGCUCUCCCCACAGAAGCCCAUGGACAAGAAGAAGAAAACCGUUGACGAAAUGUCCAAGAUGCUUGAUGAGAUGAUCCGCGACAAGGUCGAAAACGGAAAACUGACCAAAGGACGAUCAGCGUCAGCACGAGUGCCGACACGAUCUUCUUCACAACGACAUUCGCGAAGAACUUCGAGUGCCGGUUUCACCGGAGGUCCUGCUAUGGGCACUUUGGUAGCUUCCUUGCGCGAGCGAGAUUCGGUGCUCGAAGUGACAGACCCCAUUUAAAGGCGGUCUCUGAUCGAUUUCAUUCAUUUGCCCAAAUUACGAGUGACGACGUGCCAGUCUUGAUUUUGUUUAUUUCAAUCGAUAGCCAGUGAUGAACUGGCAGGCCCGACAGGACGACAUUAAUGUGGAUUAAGGAUGGUCGCUUUGGUGGCCUCCUCGAUGGGGUUUUCUUUGGCGGAAAUUGAUUGAUUUUCAGGAGCUUCGACAGCAUUUCCCUUUUUUGUUUUGAUGCACCAGAGACCGGAAGAUGAUGGACGACAUCAGGUUAUAUACCCCGAUAGAAGUGUUUUAGUAGCAAGUGUAUAGGUAUUUUGGGGCAGCGGGACUGGCAACGGUCCUUGAUCGAGUCCUUUUGUUUGAUUGUUCACUCACUGAUCAACGACUGAAU
Molecule: messenger RNA, 3775 nt
Organism: Exophiala xenobiotica
Lineage: Eukaryota; Fungi; Ascomycota; Eurotiomycetes; Chaetothyriales; Herpotrichiellaceae
Exons: 1
Coding region: 475-3387 (970 amino acids)
Biological process (GO): microtubule-based movement
Molecular function (GO): ATP binding; microtubule motor activity; microtubule binding
Source: RefSeq, a predicted model, not a curated record